CCUUCAAGAGUUAGGGUUUCAAAGAGGUGAAGAUGAACAGAGGAAUUUCUGGGGAUGAUUGUCUUCCAAAGUUCUUCAAAGUGUACUUACCUGAUGAAUCCGGAGAUGAUUUGGAAUUACCCAUCUCUUUCAACAGCUUUUUACCAAAGUCGUUGCCUAAAAAUGUAAUUGUUAGAAGUAUUUAUGGAAACAUUUGGAAAAUGGCGCUUAAGAAGUGUUGUGGUCAUGUUGAGAGAUUUACUAUGGUUAAUGGGUGGAAGACGAUUGUAAAGAACGAAGAUUUGAAGGGUGGAGAGUUCUUGGAGUUUGAGUUUGAUGGCUCUUGGUGUUUCAAUUUCUGUAUCUACGGCCGUGCAACGUGUAAAAAGCUUAGAAGUUCAGUGCAAAUCGGAGAUAUCGAAGAUGAAUCUGAUGGUUCUUUUGGAGAACAUGACAGACAUUAUCUGGAUAAUCACAUGAACCCUUUCUUUACAGUGAAUCAGCAUCGGCAAAUAAAAUACAAUCUGCUGCGCAUACCAACUAAGGUCAUAACUAAGUAUGGCUUACACUUCCCUGAGUUCAUCAAUCUGAUUGAUCCACUCGAGAAAAUGUUCGGUAAAUUGAAGAGGAAAGUUGAGGGUCAAACAAUCAAGGGAUUCCGUAGUAUAAUGAGAAGGAAUAAUGUGAAGUUGACUGAUAAAGUGAUUUGUCCAAGUUCUUACACCAUGGUUAACGCUUCAGGGUUGUUUGGAACCUGCAAGUUCAUGGUUUCAGAGAGUUUCCAAGAGCACAAGAAGUUGACGACAAUGAACCAAGGAAAUUAUUCGGAUGGUUCUACUUCAAAGUUCUUUAAACCGUACCUUCCUAGUGAAUCCGGAGACGAUCUGAUGCUACCCAUUUCUUUCAACAGCUCUUUACCAAAGCCUUUGCCUGAAACUGUAAUUGUUAGAAGCAUUUAUGGAAAGAUUUGGAAAAUGGUGUUGAGGAAAUGUGGUGGUGAGGUUGAGAGCUUUGUUAUGGUUAAUGGUUGGAAGAAGAUUGUAAGGGACGAAGAUCUGAACGGUGGAGAUCUCUUGGCAUUUGAGUUUGAUGGCUCUCGUUGUUUCAGUUUCUGUAUCUACGAGCAUGAGACUAUGUGUAAGAAGCUUAAGAAAAGUUCAGAGCAAAGCGAGGAGAUCAUCGAAGUGGGAUCUGAUGGUGAAGAAGAAACUCAAGCUAGUGAUGAUUCUGACGAUUCUGAUAAUGAUUAUGCUGUUGAGGAUGAUUAUCAUGCUGUUGAGGAUGAUGAUGUUGCUGAGGAUGAUGAUGGUCUUGAGGAUGAAGAUGAAGUUGAGGCUGAGGAUGAUGAUGAUGUUAAGGCUGAAGAUGAUGAUGAUAAUGACGAAAGACAGUAUCUGGAUAAUCACAACAACCCGUACUUUACUAUGACACUCAAUCCAAAGAAGAAAAGCCAAUUGCACAUACCGGCUCAUGUCAUAAAGGACUAUGACUUAAACUUCCCCGCACUUAUAACAGUCGUGGACCAAUUGGGAGCAUUGGAGAAAGCAAUCAAGAUUCAAAAGAAUGGCUCCAUCUUUGUCAAGGGAUUUGGUAGUGUCAUCAGAAGGAACAAAAUGAAGAUGACUGAUAAAAUGAUAUGCGAGCUUAAGAGGACUGGAAGUAAUCUGGUUCACACCAUCAAGUUACACGAUAUAUCCUCUGUUCUGAUCGUUACUUGCUUUGGAACAGGAUAUUUUGGGGAUUAUUGUCUUCCAAAAUUCUUCAAAGUUUAUUUACCUGAUGAAUCCGGAGAUGAUCUGGUACUACCCAUUUCUUUCAACAGCUGUUUACCAAAGCCUUUGCCUGAAACUGUAACUGUUAGAAGCAUUUAUGGAAAGGUUUGGAAAUUGGUGUUGAGGAAAUGUGGUAGUGAAGUUGAGAGCUUUGUUAUGGUUAAUGGUUGGAAGAGCUUUGUGAAGGACGAAGAUUUGAAGGGAGGAGAUUUCUUGGAGUUUGAGUUUGAUGGCUCUCGGCUCUUCAAUUUCUGUAUCUACGAGCAUGGGACAAUGUGUAAAAGGAUAAGAAGAAGCUCAGAGCAAAGCGAGGAGAUCAAAAUGGAAUCUGAUAGUGGUGAAGAAAAUCAGGCUAGUGGUGACGUUCUAUCUCUUGAUGAGGAUGAUGAUGAUUCUGAUUAUAAUUGUGUUGAAGACAAUGAUAGUGAUGAUUAUGCUGAUGAAGAUGAUGUCGAGAAAGAUGAUAAUGAUGGUGAUGACUAUGUUGUUGAUAAUGAUGUUGAUGAUGUUCCUGUUGAAGAUGAUGAUGAUGUUGAGGCUUUUGAUUCUCAUGCUGAGGCUGAUGAUGAUGAUGACGAUGAAAGACAGUAUCUGGAUGAUCGCGAGAACCCGUCUUUUACUCUGACUCUUAAUCCGAAGAAGAAAAGCCAACUGCUGAUCCCAGCUCGGGUUAUCAAAGACUAUGACUUGCAAUUCCCUGAGAGUAUCACUCUCGUCGACCCACUUGUGAAAAAAUUUGGGACAUUGGAGAAAAAGAUCAAGAUUCAGACGAAUGGCAGUGUGUUUGUCAAGGGAUUUGGCAGUAUCAUCAGAAGGAAUAAAGUGAAGACAACGGAUAAGAUGAUGUGUGAGAUCAAGAAGACUGGUGAUAAUAACCUGGUUCAAACAAUCAAGAUUCACAUUAUCAGUGGAUGAUCAUUUAUAUAUAUCAAUCUUUAGUGACUAUUGUGUUGUAUUGAGUUCGUGUACGAGUUUUUAAUUUCUGAAACUAUUUGAUCUAUACAAAUUUAUUUGCAACAAGUAGUGAAAAAGUCUCUCAAUAGCUUCAUACAUAUAGAAUGCAUUGUACUUUACAUUGUUCAGAUUAAUAUCAGAGACAUAAUAGUAAAAUGACAAAUGGGUU
This is a messenger RNA of Arabidopsis arenosa, 2874 nucleotides long. The record is from the annotation of a GenBank genome assembly. NCBI's taxonomy places the organism in Eukaryota, Viridiplantae, Streptophyta, Magnoliopsida, Brassicales, Brassicaceae.